Anastrepha ludens (Mexican fruit fly) is the source of this 11217-nucleotide messenger RNA. RefSeq lists its product as uncharacterized. NCBI's taxonomy places the organism in Eukaryota, Metazoa, Arthropoda, Insecta, Diptera, Tephritidae. The record is from RefSeq and is a predicted model, not a curated record. Bases 1457 to 2623 code for a protein of 388 amino acids. Gene Ontology annotation, molecular function: catalytic activity. The transcript has 2 exons.
UUAUUCAAACAUGAGGACGAUCUUUUUCUAGAGGAUAUUUGGUGUUUUUCUGAAGUGACGAGUUCAGAAAUUUUUGUUUCGGCAAAUUAAUAUAAUUUAAAUCUUUGAUAUAUAAUCUUUAGUAAGCGACUUCUAAGAACUUUGUUAAAUGGUGUGUAAUACUAUAACGUGUUUUUUUUACUGGAUUAAAGAACAGGGCUCGCUUUUCUUUAUUGCCGAUUUUGUUUGGUUUAUCACGUCGGAGUGGAUGGGUCGAAGUUAAUACUUUUUACAUACAUUCUAAAAGUACUUCUAUUUUUUUGAUAUCAACUAAAAAAACUUGUAUGGAAGUAUAAUAUACAGUGGUCGCACAAUUAUUCGUACACUCGCAGUUUAUAAACAGAUACACCUGAUACUUUGCACGAUUAAACAAAAGAAAACACUUUUAAUAUAUACGUAAAAAAUAACAUUUAAGGAACAAAAACUUCCAAAUUCAUUUGUGGAAUUAAAUAACUUAAGUCGAAAAAUUGAACUUAUUGAUGGGUACUUUCGAAUGAUAGUCACGUGCUAACACAUUCAUCCAUGCAUCUUUUCUGAGAGGGUUUUCCACAGAAAUGGAAGAUUCAGAUACUGGGAAUUUAAAAACACUGGGUGUCCCACCCAGUAUCCCACUGUCGUCCAUCCAUCUGACAGCACAAUUGAAGGUUUUCCUGUUUAGGUAACUAUGUAUGUAGAGAUAACGCUAUUUUAUUUGGUUUAAUAACACUUUAUUCAUUUAAAAUGUAAUACGGUAUUUUUAUCGAUUUUAAUGAUUAUAAUGAAAUAGCGGGAGUUAAUAUUGAUAUGUAUCGGUGGACUAUUACGUUUAAGUGUGUCCAGUCAUCUUCUGUUCGGUUAAUAUUUGGUAAGUAAAGUUUGUAGUGUCCCAUCGCAGCAUUGUCGGCUAGUGUGGAUUGCCAUUUGCCUAUUACCCGUAUUCACAUCCGGCUGUCUUGACCUUUCGUUCGACCCGAACAAUAGCAUCUAUGGUUGCACGAAUUCGGCUAAGUGACUCUAGAUAUAAGAUCUUCAUUCUCAUCAACCUUAUUGGAUCGAUUAUAACGGUUCUCUUCUGGCAUUGUAAUAAUAUUGUUGCUCUUAAAAAUAUUUACUUACGGGUACACUCGUGUGUUUCUAUGCUUUCAAUGAAACUAUUUAGCUCUGGUACUUCCGUUCUGGCAAUUCCAUUCUAACAAACUGCAUUGUAUGGACUCAUAAGAUUUAAAAUACGAUAUAUAUUCAAUAACAAAUAACAAAUAAUAUAUUCACCUCCACGAGUCUUAUUCGGGCAGUCGCCGCGUUAAGAACGAAUAUCAUAAUCGGUGUGUUAGUAACUAGAAGUUAUAGUGAUAUUUUCGUGGUAGAGAAAAAACGUUGUUUCUUUUUUUCCAUUCGAAAUAAAAAUUACACACGUAUUCUGUACUGAACUAAAUUCAAAAUGAGUGGGGUUGACCACCCCAACAGAAACCGGUUCCGAGACCUCGAUCCGGAGAACCCCCCAGGAAAACGACUAAAAAAAACUGAGACGAACUUUAUGUACCUACCAGAACAUAAACAAUCCGACGACCACAUUCCCCGUUAUCUUGUGGCAGCGGCAACGAGCCCAAUUGUGGAAGACGGCAUACGUUCACUCUCCAAAUACAAUGUGUUCCAAACUGAGAGAGGAUUAAAGCACAUAAGCACUGAAUACACUCCUGUAUCAGAACUUAAAUCUGGAGAUCUACUCAUCAAAACAAAUAACCUAAAAGCGGCUGAAAAAUUCAUGAAAGCCACCCACAUCGGAGUAAUCCCCGUCAAAAUUACAUCGCACAAAACACUCAAUACCAUUCAAGGAAGAGAAGUGGUGGAAGGUUUGGCUAAACAAAAAGUCGUCGAGGUGAAGAAGAUUAUGAAGAAAGUCGAGGACAUACUAGCUCCAACCGGCGCCGCAGUGAUAACUUUCGAUCUAAUAUGCAGACCUGACACACUCAUGCUAGGUUGGGUAAGAGUUCGCGUGCAGGAACACAUUCCAAAUCCCAUGAGAUGCCAAAUGUGUCAAAAGCUAGGGCACACCAAAAAAUUGUGCAUAGGCGUAGAACUAUGCAAAGAAUGCGCAGAACCACCACCACAUGAAACUUGCCAGAAAAAAUUCUGUGUGAACUGUAACAAUGACAGACACGCUACCAGCGAUCCCGCAUGUCCAAGCUAUCUCAAACACAAAGCAAUAAAUAAAAUAAAAAUUGAAAACCGGUGCACAGUAAGACAAGCAUGGAAAUUAUUCAAUACAAACCCAUCUGCCUACGAAAUAGAACCGUUUCAAAAACCAACAACAGCACAAAUAGUCAAAAACAAUAUCACAACUACAAAAAAUAUAAAAAGUCUAAACAAAAACAACAACCAAACUGCGCCAACAACAUCAAAUACAACAAUAAGCAACGAAGAACUAUCAAGCGAAACUGUACAAAAUCAAAAGAAUGCAUCUACUUCUAUUACAACACCAAUUACAACGAAACCAAAUACACAAACUCAAAACAUCACGCCAUCAUCAUCUACUACUACAAAAGAAAUUGAAAAAACACAAACAGAAAACAAUGAAAUUGAAUUUUCGUCUUCAGAAAGUGUGUGACAUUGAAAUAUCACCAUGCUCUCAACUUUAUAAGAGAUUUCCAGAUCUCAAAACCAUCAUCACUCCUAAAACAUACAAACACACACUUCCAGUCUCAAACCAACAGCAAUAAAUUAAAUAAAUACAAAACACUCAACCAAAAACAAAACAAAAAUAAUCAUAACCUUGACACAAAUGGAUAUUGGUAUUAACUUAUCAAUAUUACAGUGGAACAUACAAGGAUACUCAAAUAACAAAUUUGCACUCGAAUACCUCGUACACAAACGUAAGCCAGACGUUCUACUCUUACAAGAAACGCUCAUUGUACAAAAAAAUCUGAAUUUUUUGAACUUACCAAACUACAACGCCUAUCAUCACAACAAAACAUCUCCAUAUGCCAAAUCCGGUAUAGCGAUUUUGGUAAAAAAUACAGUCAAUACGUCCAAUCACAGGACUUCUACUAGUAAUCUUCUACAUCAGACAAUUACAGUACACGGGGUAAAAGACUUGCACAUUACAAAUAAAUACAAAGAAACUGAUGUGAACUUAACUACACAACUUCUCGACGACAUACCCGAAAUAAACACAGGUCACCACCUCAUAGGAGGUGACUUAAACGCCCAAAACACCUUAUGGGGUUCGAAAUACUGUUCAAGAAGUGGUGCACUGUGGGAACAAUUCGCAGAUCGACGAAAUCUUACCAUUAUGAAUGGCGGAUCGCCAACACUUUUAAACACAAGGAACACUCUCAUAACUAAUACCGGACCAAAAUACCUCAAAAAAGUUGAAAAGCGAUUCCAGGAACGUAAAGCCAACUGGGAUCUGUUCAAGGGGAAAAAUGACAUCCUACACCAUCAAUUUGAACAAACUAGAAACGUGAAUAAGGAAGCGGCACAGAUCAAAAAAAUAAUUCGGAAAUCUUCCAACGAAUCUAUGCCACUUAACCAACCCCUCAAACAAAACGAAGCACCAAUUUGGUUCAACUCCGAAAUAAGCAAGCUAGUGAUUCUAAAAAACAAAGCAUGGCAGAAGUUUAAAGCGAAAAAAACUCCAGUAAGUAGUCUAAACUACAAAAAGAUCUCAGCUCAAGUUAGAAGAGCAUGCAAACAGGCUAAAAAGGAAACAUGGACUUGUUUUGUUAACUCACUUAACCCUACCCUUGACACAAAAACAAUUUGGACCAAGGUAAAAAAGAUAAAAUCAUCCAAAACACUGGACUUCCCUCCCAUUUUUGAAAAUAAUGACAUACAUUCACACCCAGAGGUAAUAGCUGAGAAAUUCGCUAAUUUAUGGAGUUCAAUAGCAUCAAACGAUAAUUUCAGUCCUCAAUUAAUCCACGAAAAAACACAAAUAAACUUCAGCAAUGUUUGCGACAACAAUACCACUAAUGGAAAAUGAACGAAGUAACAUUGAUCGAAUUAAAUCUCACUCUCCAGCGUGUGAAAGGAAAGACACCCGGAAAUGAUAAAAUCACUUACUCCAUGAUCAAAAACGCAUCGACCAUAAUCAAAAACCGCUUAUGCGAGCUUUACAGUGAAAUCCUCAGAACUGGAACAUAUCCACACGACUGGAAGCAUGCAACACUCACACCAAUAUCAAAAGCUGGAAAAACUCAGAACUCCACGGAAGGUUAUCGUCCUAUUUCCUUAAUAACAGUCCUAGCAAAAAUUUUGGACAAAAUAAUAACGCAAAGGCUCUGGAAAGUUUAUGGACACAACAUUCACGCAUCGCAACACGCAUACAAAGCCGGGCACGGAGUACAUACCCUUUGUCACCUUCUUCUUUCUUCUUAAUUGGCGCGAUAACCGCUUAUGCGAUUUUGGCCGAGUUUAACAAAGCGCGCCAGUCGUUUCUUUCUCGUGCUAACCGGCGCCAAUUGGACACACCAAGUGAAGCCAAGUCCUUCUCCACCUGAUCUUUCCAACGCAGAGGAGGCCUUCCUCUUCCUCUACUACCACCAGCUGGUACCGCAUCGAAUACUUUCAAAGCCGGAGCGUUUGUAUCCAUUCGGACGACAUGACCCAGCCAACGAAGCCGCUGGAUCUUUAUUCGCUGCGCUAUGUCUAUGUCGUCGUAAAGCUCAUACAGCUCAUCGUUCCAUCGUCUGCGAUAUUCGCCGUUGCCAACGUGCAAAGGUCCAAAAAUCUUACGCAGAAUCUUUCUCUCGAACACUCCAAGCGUCGCUUCAUCGGAUGUUGUCAUCGUCCAAGCUUCUGCGCCAUACGUUAGGACGUUGAAGCAAAUACGAAAACCUGCCUGGGAAAUCAGAACCACAAUGUCAUAGUUUCUGAAGAUAUCGAGAAGGCAUUUGACAGGGUCAUAUCAACACACGUAAUAAAAGAAUUAAAUAUAUGGGGUGUACCCCAAAUGCUUUUAAAGCUUAUACUAUCCUUCCUUUCACAUAGAAGGAUCACCGUCAAAGUCGACGGGUACUUCUCACGCCCCUUUACUCUCAACAAUGGCAUCCCACAAGGUUCACCUCUGUCAGUAUUCCUCUUCAGCGCAUACACAAACACACUUUCCAAGUUGGUUAAUAACACACCCGGUGUAAACUUUAUAGGGAUAUUAGACAACAUAUUUGCACUAGUCUCAGGAGCCGAAGCUGAAGUUCAACAAAACUUGAAUAAUCUGGACAGGAAGAUACAAAACUGGGCAAACAUGACAGGAGCACUGAUUCCAGCUAACAAGAUAGAAGCCCUGCACAUAUGCAGGAAAAGAAGCUGCCACGCAAAUAAUAUUACAAUUAGAAACACCACGAUAACAUUACAAAGCAAUAUGAGAAUUUUAGGUGUCACUUUCUCUAGAAAUGCUCUUUGGAAUGACCACGUCAAAAAUAUAGUUAACAAACUUAGCAAGGUGCACAACGUGCUGAAGAUAAUAUGCACAAAGAAAAAAGGCCCACAUAUGGAUACGGCACUCGCAAUAUGUUGAUCUUUAGCCGAAGGAGCAGUACAGCACUGCGUGACCCUAUACGGAUGGACAUCCGAGGCAAAUAAAAGCAAAAUAAACACAGCCAUGAACAAUUGUUUCAGAACAGCGUCUGGGCUACUAAUAUCAACACCGCUAGAUGCCACCAGAAUAGAGGCAUGUUUUAAAGAUUUCGACUGGCUACUGAACUCCAGGUCUAUAAAUAUGGCGGAAAAGGCUCUAACAUCUCCCGCACACGCUCUGCAUACAGAAUUCUCGAACGUAAUAAACAAAAAUCAAAACAAAGAAAAAAUAAACAGAAGUUGGUGUAGCAUUAGAUUGAUAGCAACGAAAAUGCGGAGAACAAACAUACCAAUACCGGCCAAACCCAUAGAACAGAUCACAGCACAUUCAAAAUUAAUAAUUGACAUCUCCUUAAGUAGACAAAAAAAAACAACACCAACGCAAUCAUCUACCAACAAGAAUUUCUAGAAUACAAAAAUAGGCACGCUCCAGAUAUAACCAUAUAUACAGACGGUUCCCUGCUCGACGAAACAGCAACAUACGCAGUAGUCGAACAAAACUCUAAGGAUGAAUACAAUGUCGUUCACGAAUCACUAUUACCACCUAAUACUGGAAUUCACAUCGCGGAACUAGGCAGCCAUACGAUUUGCAGCACACCAUGUAGCACCAAAACAUAAUUGUGCACUAAUAUGCACCGACAGCCUCAGCGUAGCUGUAUUUCUUCUUAAUGAAAACAGCGAGCAGUUCACAUAUCUUACAAAUGGUCUGCCAGGCCAAGCAAAUAUUACAGGGUUAUGGAUACCAGGUCACUCAGGGAUAAAAGGAAACGAGCUAGCCGAUGAUGCCGCCAAAAAUGCCAGGAAGUUGCCGUUAAUAUCAGAAGUUCCAUGUUUAAGAACGAUUAUCAUAAAUUAUUAUAAAAAAUACGUCCAAGAGAAUGAAAAUCAAAAAUGGUCUCUAUCAGAAUCCUUUUUGAACAAACACAACACCGGCAUCGACCGACCCAAAUACAACCCAAACUUAUCCAUAACAGAUUGCAUAAUCAUGGCCCGCAUGAGAGUUGGUGUAACAAAGUUCUCAUCCCAACAUUACUUUCAACAGUCAAGGCCAUUAGAAUGCGCAUGGUGCUCAACCAUCCUCAGCGUUGAACAUAUACUCAAACAGUGUCCAGUAUCAGGAGACCAAAACAUCAAUCUAACAAAAGCCCUAAACUGUAGCCAGGAAAGUGCUAUGAAAAUCCUUAAAGAUGCUCUUAGUGUACAUAACUUACUUCAUGAAGUGUAAAUCAGUUUUCCUUGGGGCAAUAUGGCCUUAGUUGCCCAGCCCCAACAUAUACCUUAUAAAUUUAUUUAUAAAGUAUAGAAUAAAUAAAUAAAUAUUCACCUCCAUUAGCUACAAUGGCUUCACAUCUUCGAAUCAUACUUUAUGUUAAUUUCUGAUGUGAAGGUAAUCGGCUCCAAAUCAGCCGAAUUUGCCUUGAUAACUGUUUGAUCGUCCAUAUUUGUUUUCCUUUGAGUUUUUGAUUAACUAUUGCCCAAACCUUUUUCAAUAGAAUUGGCAUCAAACGACUGUGAAGGGCAAUCCAACAUUUCAAUCCCAUUUUACUGUUUCUACUCUACACACCUUUGGCUCCAAUGCAUGGGAUCGUUGUCUUCGUGUAAAAUCUCAGCUUGGCUAGUUCUUUUAAACAUCUUCGCAGCUGACUAUAAAACUGCUUUUGGGUAAAAUUCAUUCGUCAAAAGUGUGUGCAAAUUGGCGGUAAGCACAAAUAAAUGGCCAAAUUCGUUUUCGGAGAAGCAGCCCAAUACAUGAACCGUUAGAGUUUUCUAUUAUUAGCAGCACACAAGGACCGACGCAUGCAACUAUUCGCCCAAAAAGGAAGAUCUGUGGAUGUUACGUUUGGCCAAUUUUACUCUGAAUUUGCUUUAGCCCAUGCAAGUCUUUUUACAAUGAGUGGCAAUGAGAGCAGCGGUUUUUUCAAUAAGCUCCAGAGUUUUAGGUGUUCUGCAUAUAAAUGUUUCUUGGAUACUUUAACACUACUUUUCCUUAAAACCGCUUCAGCUUCAUGCACCGAUAUUCACUGAUCUUCUGAUCUUGCUUUGAAGGGGUAUCGGGGAAGUCGUUUUUAAUAUAGGUAUACUGUUUCACGUUGGCUAUGAGCGUCUACGACAUCUUCAAGUAUUAACAUAGAACCACUGCAGUAUUUUUAAGGGAACUCUAAAUUUUUAUAUUGCCACUCACGCAUGGCUUUACUGCUGCACUGGUUCGAACCACGCGAGGGCGACCAUUUUUUUUUCGGUGUGUCGCUUCAGAAGUUUGGGAAAAACGAUUGACCGUAAAAUCGGUAAGCAAACAUUCUCGAAAUAUUAAGUUUUUUCAGCAAUUCGGAAAUUUCACUUGUACUUUUACCACACUUUUGUAAUGCAUUGCAAUGCGAUUUUCCUUAGCUCCCCACUCCAUUGUUAACAAGCGAAAUUCGCCACGGAACUGAGUAUAAUUUAUGAAUAGACAUAUAAACAAAAGCAAAAAUAACGGAACUUUUUCAGCGAGUUUGUUUUCGCCAUAUACAUUGUACAAUUUGUCACAGAAUUUAUGGCCAAACUACGUACACUCCCAAUAAAUUGAGUUUCUCUAUUCAUUCAAGUACUAGUGAGAUUGGAUUAGAUUCGAUUUGUGGGGGUUGGACAAGUCCAAGCACUCAGUCAGUAGACCACUUUACUGCACCCGGGUAGAAAUCAGUAGAAAGAAUAGAGAUAGGAAAGAUAGAAGGUGGAUGGUAAAAACGGAUAGAUUAGUUUGAGGUCACUCUUCCACAAAUCUCUUGGAUUCAUUGAUGAAUUUUAAGAGAUCCGGAAGAGGAAGAGUAUGAACUUUGUCCAUACUCAGUGUAUCGCAACUCAAUAUCCUAAGUCUGAUUCUGGCAAAUGCAGGACAGCUACAGAAAAAAUGCUCUACAGUGUCGUCAUUUUCCAGACAGGAUAGACAUAUCGGGCUGUCUACGACCCCCAUGGUGGCCAUAUGCUGACCACAGACGUUGUGCCCUGUGGUUGCACUCACCAGUCUCUCAGGUCCUUCCUCUUGAGUUUUAGGAGGAAGGUCGCUGUUUUCCUGUUUGGUUCUUUCACAAAGCAUCGAUCGAUCGAAUCGAUGCGGAAUUGACACCUAGAAAGGGAUCGGGGCCUAGUGGUAUACUUGCAGGGCCUUCAUUUGCCAAUUUAUCAGCUAACUCGUUCGCUGCAAUACCACAAUGUCCAGGCACCCAAAUAAGACUAACUUUGUUGUGUUCUGCAACACUGUUCAGUUUUGUCUUACAUUCACCGACUAACCACGCUGGGUUAGCACGGGCCUUCACUUCAGCUUGACUGUCACUAUAAAUUCCAAUACUGUUGCCCCGCCACUUUUUCUCAAUUAGCCAGUACGCCACAUUCAAGAUGGCAUAGACUUCCGUAAGGAAUACCGUGGCCAUCUGUCCUGUAGCAUAGGAGUACUUUGCGUCUUCGUCUAAGUACCAUCCAGAUCCGCUUCCAUUGCUGGUUUUGGAUCCGUCGGUGUAGAAAGUGUACUGGUAUCCCGUUAAUAGGUUCUCUGGACUUAGCCAUUGAUCUCUAUCUGGAAUCAAAACAUCAUACUUCCUACCAAAGCUAACGACAGGCACACGAUUGUCCACCGGCAUCGAGAACAGUGUGCACCGCUCCGACAAUUGGUGGUAAAACUGACAGUGGCCAGUGCUUACUUCAUUUCCCCAGACUCCGUUUAACUUGAGCCUGUCGCCGCCUUCAUUGCUUCCUUUAGAAUUUGAAGAUCUAGGAGUUGCAAGUUCAGAAUGGCAUUAAGGGCAUCCCAGAUGUUGUGCUCAUGGCAGCUGUGAUACCCAAGCACACACUUCUCUGUAGCCUGCUUAGGGAUUUUACUCUGGAAUAAACCAUUGUGGCUUUCCACCAUACUACAGAGGCGUAUGUAAUAAUGGAUCUUAUCAGGGUGAUGUACAGCCAGCGUACUAUCGCCAGUCUUAGACCCCAUGUCUUGCCAAAGGUUCUCUUAUACUGCCAGAAGACUUUUAGUGUUCGAGACACCUUCUGCUCGACGUGCUUCUUCGAGGUAAGUUUACUAUCUAGGAUUACUCCUGGAUAUUUAACCUCAGAAGACAGUUGCAGUGUUACCCCUUUCAAUGUGGGGAGGAUGCAGUAUAAACAGCCGGCUAAAAUAGCUCGCGCAUCCCUUCGGGUCCGGCGAAGUGCAACCGUUGAAGGUGAUAGCCACCUUGUCGUUGUGCUUCGUCGGGUUCGACAGGAACCUAACGGUGGACCAGAGCUUACUCACCCCAGAGGUGAGGUUACAGGUCUUCAGGUGCUCAACCCAUUUGGUCCGUUUAUGUUGAUUUACCAGUGUCCGGAUCUCCAAAUUGAGAUCCCUUAUGCGGGGGUCCCCGGGAUCGGCCUUGCGUAGGUGGUCACGCUCGUUUGCCAAUCUGGCUGCUUCGACUGGGAAAUGAAAACGAAUGUCCUUAUAAAUUCCAGCUGGAAUGAAGCGAGCCGCAGCAGCUGUGAGCACCUUGCGGAAUGCGCGUUCGCCUACGCGCAUAUCAGUGGGGAUGGGAAGAGCACCGAAGGUGUCCUCGGUGAAUUCCGUGAAGCCGGCCCAAUUAGCUUUUUUAAAGUUAAAGUAGGACCGGUGAUUCGCGGAAACAAAGUCGGCAGGUCUCUCAAUCGAGACGAUAAUGGGCAAGUGGUCUGAUGCAAGCGAUAGCAUAGGUCGCCACGUUAUGCUAUUUAUCAGACCCGCGCUAGCUAUUGUUAGGUCAGGCGAGCUGCUGCAAUUGCCCACUACCCUGGUGGGGGGUCGUCGUUCACUGUGCUGAAUGUCGAAUCGUCUAUCUGCUCUGCCAGUUGCUGUCCCCUACGAUCAUUUGGCAGGCUUGAAUGCCAAAGAUCGUGAUGCGCAUUGAAGUCACCUACAACCAAUCGGUUUUCACCUCUGAUGAGCGCACCUAUAUCAGGGUGAUAUCCUGCCGGGUAGCAGGUGACAGGGGGUAUAUAUACGUUAAAUAUUUCGAGCUCGGAAUCGCCUGACCGGACAGCUAUGCCUUGACAUUCUAAGUUGCUGUCCCUGCGGUCGAUUCCUUCAUCGAUAAGACGAUACUGUACAGUGUGGUGGACUAUAAACGCUAGGCCACUACCGUUGUCUCGCUCGCGAUCGUGUCUGUGCACGUUAUAGCCAUCCCUGGUGAUCAGAGAUGACCUAGCGUGCAGUUUUGUUUCUUGUACCGCAGCUAUUUUAAUACUGUGCCGGCUCAUAAAGUCAACUAUUUCGUCGACCUUACUCGUAAGUCCGUUACAGUUAAAUUGGAGAAGCUUGAAGCUUCUCGGUGAGGUCUGUGUGAUUCGGGGGGUGAGGGACGCGUGGGCUUGUCUACGUUGGACCUGCUGCGCAAUCCACUGUGGUUGUUGCGGCCUGAUGGUGGUGGGCGGCCGCGCCUCCGGGGGAGGUAGUGGGUGCAGAGCUCUGCAGCAGGGGGCAACGUAGGUAGUUGUCCACUCACGGGUGGUGUGCAGGCCGGAACAUCUCCGAAAAUGGCACCAGCCAUUGCAAGAAGUACAUUGGACUGAUCCCAGAUUGCGAAGUAUUACGGUCUGACACACGGAACAGACUGUGCGGGGUAACAGGAGCUGCUGGUUUGUCCCCGC